UCGAUAAAAUCGGCGGAAACUUCUUCUACAUGCCACACGGAAUCACUGUCGAUCAGAACGACCAACAUCUGGGUACGCGCAGCCCUACAUCAGGUAUUUAAAAUCCCAAGCCAAGAAUAUGAGCCUGCGCUGGUACUCGGCGAAAAAUUCACACCUGGAAAUGACGCAAGCCACUUUUGCAAGCCAACAGAUGUUGCUGUAGCCAGCAAUGGAGUGUUCUUUGUAGCAGACGGCUACUGCAACAGUCGACUUAUGAAGUUCGCUCCGGAUGGCAUGUUGAUGGAGAUAUUAGACCAGGGUGAGUUUGACACGCCGCAUAGCCUGGCGCUGAUAGAAGAGGAAGACUUGAUCUGUGUUGCCGAUAGAGAGCACCAUAGCAUCCGCUGCUUCUCCGCUGGACUCUACAACCCUAAAGAUGUCGGCGUGGAGAAGCAGACGAUCAAUGAUCCACGGCUCGGACGCGUCUACGCGAUAGAUUACGCUAACGGGAACCUGUACGCGGUGAACGGACCCGAGGCUGACUCUCCCGCUCAUGGCUUUACCAUAGAUGUCAGCACGGGAGAGAUCAAAGAGACAUGGCAGCCAGCAGAGGGAUUUGGGUCUCCACAUGACGUGACGGCGUCGUGGACUGGUACUGAGGUGUAUGUCGGUGACAUUGGCAAGAACAGACCGUGGAAGUUCCAACGUUAGGAAUCUGUUACCAUCGACACUCCGGCUGUCUGUUACUGCGAGCAAGCUUAUCAUCCUUGUAAACAACGAUGUCUAUAUUGUAACGGCCAUUAUUUAUAUUCUGGAAUUUUUUUUUUGAUUAUUCUGUCACAAUACCAUUAGCAUCUUAUCUUGGUGGUUUCAGAAUUUGCCAACCUGUAACAGUCAUACCGUAUGUUCAUAUUCCACUAUACAUACAUACAAUUUCACGUCAAGGUCACAUCAAGGUCAGACGAAACCUGUAGAUUACUGUGAAGCCAUGUUACAAUCGGUCAUAUAAGUGUUUAUUUAUUUAUGAACCUGCGCAGCCAUCCCCUGACACACAUAACUCAAAUGUCUACGCACUACAACUCCAACGCACUUGUCUCAUAUCAUCUACCUCCAUACUGCAAGCUGUCCCCCAAAUGCUGUAGAAGUUAUUCGUAUGCUAUCCGCAUUUAUCUGCGCUAAAUGUAUAUUAUAUAAGAAAGGAAGUUGUUUUUAGGGGAUCAGUUAGUAUUUGUGUCGUUUCAAAAAAAGUUUACAGUCUAUCAUGUUAUAUAGCUCUAGUUAAUAUCAUCCCAACCUUUGUCUUCAAAGGUUCUUAAAAUGGGCGAGGUUGUCUAUAAUUAUUCAGAUGAUUUAGAGGUCACCUUGAGGCAUACCUCUUGAGCCUGUCUCACUUGGUGUUAGCAGUAUGAAGAUCUAUUGUACUACAAAAAAUCUAAUUGGCUGAUGUAAUUAGGUCAUGCCUGAAAUUCCGAACGCUUUAUGGGAAUGACCGAAGGCUAUUCGAGCCCCUAUAUCGUGUGAAGGAUCCUAGACCAUGAAUCCGCGAUAUUUUUAAAUUGCCGAAUAAAUGUGUAUAAAUAUAUGAUGUACAUAAAUGUAAAUUGCACGAAAUGACUGCUUGUCUCGAUGUCCAAAAAUGUAUUAAAAUGUUUAAAAGUAGUUAUGAAAGGUUUUCGUGAAUUCGCCAAUCCUCAUAGCAACAGUAUUUUGAAACAACUUCUCUGCGACUCUAUCUUGCUAUUUUCUGUAUGCGACUAUGUAUUUAUGUAGAUCUCUUUAUGUAAGGACUUGUUGCAGGUAGAAUAGCGAGAUACCUGGUGUAUAUACGCACAUUUCGGAUACAUAUAUUAAAUACAAGAAACCCGUGAAAAACAUGCGAACAAAAUAUUGAACGAGUUGUCGAAAAUCAUUCGGUCUGCGCAAGAGAACGGAGCCGUUAGAUUCUCGUGACAAAAAACCAUUUUCAUCAACGUAUUAAAAAACCGCAUGUUAUGUUGAGUAGACACCAGCCAGGUAUAUCGCUAUGUGGAACCUUUGUAUACUUAAUAGCAACACAACUGAACGAGGUGUGAGUGUCGCAUUCGACGUAUAAGCGCGUUUUAAGGCACAGUUAAUAUAUAGUUAUUCCCGUUGUUAGAUACAAUAAAUGUAUUGCCCAUUAAAUGGGCAGACACGCUUACAUGCGCAUGCCCACGCACACUAGCACGCGCGCACACCCUCACCCACGGACGCACACACGCACUCAGGCACGCACUCACACAAGCACGCGCGCACACCCACACCCACGGACGCACACACGCACUCAGGUACGCACUCACACGAGCACGCGCUCACGCACGACGGCAACGCUGCCCUUGAAUAAGCAGCAGACGUUCUAUCAUUCAUUCAUCGCCUGAAGAUGACUUUGAAACGCGAUUUUCGUUCAGCAUUCUGUGUGUAAUCCCCUACUUAAGCCGCGAUCACACGCGCAACACACGUGCUUAGCAUGUCCGGAUGUGACGUCUUCUCGUCUUAAUUACUGUGAGCGUUGGAAAUCUCUCUGUGAAGAACGCGACCUUCUUAAAACAAGAGGGCUUUGUUAGCGACUGUUUGCUGUGUAGAAUCGCAUUUACUGUUAUGGCACGAGAGUAUAUGUAUGUAAAUAUAAUACAGCUUUAUCCCUUCAAGCUUUCA
Priapulus caudatus is the source of this 2652-nucleotide messenger RNA. Its product is annotated as peptidyl-alpha-hydroxyglycine alpha-amidating lyase 2-like. Gene Ontology annotation, molecular function: protein binding. The transcript is spliced from 7 exons. The record is from RefSeq and is a predicted model, not a curated record. NCBI's taxonomy places the organism in Eukaryota, Metazoa, Priapulida, Priapulimorpha, Priapulimorphida, Priapulidae. Gene Ontology annotation, cellular component: extracellular region. The annotation marks the transcript as partial.